AUGUACGAUGAACUGGUGAGCCGGCUCACCCCCAGACUAACCAGGCAGAGGACCAACUUCAGACCCAACCUGGAGCCCGGUCUCAAGGUGGCAGCAACCCUGCGCCACCUGGCCUCAGGUACAAGGUACAGGGACAUGCAGUACGCCUGGAGGGUGCCACACAACACACUCAGCAAGGUGGUCAGGGAGGUAUGUGAGGCCAUAGUGGGGGAGUACCUGGACGAGCUGAUGACGGGCCCCAUCGCUGAAGCAGGAUGUCAGCACAUUGCUGAUGAGUGGCUGCAGCGGUGGAAUUUCACACACACCGUCGGUGCCACUGAUGGAAAACAUGUGGCAUGCAAAGCACCCCCCAACACAGGCUCCAAGUACUACAAUUACAAGGGCUUCUUCAGCAUCAUACUGCUUGGCCUGGUCAGCUCAGGCUACAGGUUCCUCUGGGCGGACGGGUCAGGUAAUGGCGCUGCAUUGGAUGCCCAGAUAUACAACCACAGUGAGCUGAGACAAAGUUUAGACGACGGCAACAUCAGUGGUUGGCCAUGUCCAGACCCCCUGCCCAUUGACACACAGGACAUGCCCAACUUCAUUGUGGGUGAUGCCUUCUCCCUGAGGACAUACCUGAUGAAUCCAUACAGUGCCAGGGACCUGAGCAGGGAGGAGCGCAUCUUCAAUUACAGGUUGUCAAGGGCACGAAGGGUGGUCGAGAAUGCGUUUGGGAUCAUGACCAAAAGAUUUCAGCAGCACCAUGUGGACACAGUCAGGCUCAUUGUGAGGACAUGCAUCCUGCUCAUGCGCACUGCUACCCAGUCCUGCAGAACAGGUUGUUGGAUCAUCAGCUGCAAGAUGGGCGGAUGGAGCCAGGGGGUGGAGGAGGGGCCAGAACCUUGCUGA
Messenger RNA from Thalassophryne amazonica, 888 nucleotides. RefSeq names its product putative nuclease HARBI1. The transcript has a single exon. Bases 1 to 888 code for a protein of 295 amino acids. NCBI's taxonomy places the organism in Eukaryota, Metazoa, Chordata, Actinopteri, Batrachoidiformes, Batrachoididae. The record is from RefSeq and is a predicted model, not a curated record.